Molecule: messenger RNA, 1332 nt
Organism: Thlaspi arvense
Lineage: Eukaryota; Viridiplantae; Streptophyta; Magnoliopsida; Brassicales; Brassicaceae
Source: the annotation of a GenBank genome assembly
AUGGGUGGUGUUGUUGUUGUGGAAGAUGACAAAAAUGUUAGGAAAGGGAGAAACCGCCAAGUUCUGGGUGAUAUAGGCAAUGUUGUUCGAGGAAAUUACCCAAAGAACGAGCCGGCGAAGAUCAAUCGUCCUCGUACACGGUCUCAACAUGCCCCACUUGUGGAGGUAAAUCUCAAAGUUUCCUCCUUUUCCCCUGUGAAUAUAUUGGGAUCUCAAGGUUUCUUUGGUAUCUCAUGUUGCUAUAUUGUUUUUGACCUGAAGCUUGAUAAACAACCUGUGGUGAAGAGAAUCGCGGUACCAAAGCCCAGAAAGAGAGCUGAGAAACCAAAGGAUGUAGAGAUCAUAGAGAUAAGCUCAGACAGUGAUGAAGAACGUGGUUUAGUUGCUGUCCAGGAGAAGAAAGCCGCUAAGAAGAAAGCAACCACUUACACAUCCGUUCUUACCGCUAGAAGCAAGGCUGCUUGUGGUUUCGAGAAGAAACAGAAAGAAGAGAUUGUUGAUAUUGAUUCUGCUGAUGCUACGAAUGACCUUGCGGCUGUGGAAUAUGUGGAAGACAUCUACAGUUUCUACAAAUCUGUUGAGAGUGAAUGGCGUCCAACGGAUUACAUGCGAUCGCAGCCUGAGAUUAAUGAAAAGAUGAGAUUGAUUCUGGUUGAAUGGUUGAUAGAUGUAGUUGUCAGGUUCGAGCUAAACCCAGAAACGUUUUACCUCACCAUCAACAUUUUGGACCGGUUCUUGUCGGCUAAGCCAGUACCUAGGAAAGAACUGCAGCUGGUUGGUCUCAGUGCUCUUCUCAUGUCAUCCAAAUACGAAGAAAUCUGGCCACCACAGGUGGAGGAUCUAGUUGACAUUGCAGACCAUGCAUACAGCCACAAACAGAUUCUGGUGAUGGAAAAGACAAUACUGUCUACACUCGAGUGGUACUUGACGGUUCCGACCCACUAUGUCUUCCUCGCUCGUUUCAUUAAAGCUUCCAUUGCAGACCAACGAAUGGAGAAUAUGGUGCAUUAUCUGGUGGAGUUAGGGGUAAUGAAUUACGACACGACGAUAAUGUUCAGCCCAUCUAUGGUUGCUGCCUCUGCAAUCUACGCAGCAAGAUCUGCUCUUCACCAAGUUCCCGUUUGGACCAACACUCUCAAGCAUCACACUGGCUAUUCUGAAACUCAGCUCAUGGACUGUGCAAAGCUAUUGGCGUAUCAGCACUGGAAGCAGCAACAGGAAGGGAGUGAGAGUAAGGGAGCUUUACGAAAGAAGUAUUCCAAGGACGAACGAUUCGCUGUGGCUAUGAUCCCUCCGGCCAAAUCUUUGUUGACCGGCACCGAAUCUGCCUAG